GGUAGCCGCCUCCUUUAACACUGCCUCAUUACUCUUCCAAACUCUACCUUGAUAACUUCCCUUCCAUUCUUCAUUCUUGGUCCACAGCCACAGGGAGGUCAUGGGAAACGCACAGAGUGGAGGGAUUCCCAGAGAGAUCCUGGAUGACCUCAAGCUGACCACUAGGUUCUCAGAAUCUGAGAUCACCCAGUGGUAUGAAAACUUCCAGAAGCAGUGUCCUACAGGUCGCAUCUCACUACAGAAGUUUGAAGAGAUCUACGCUAAAUUCUUCCCUGAAAGUGAUGCCAAAGCUUAUGCCCAACACGUUUUUCGGUCUUUUGACGCCAAUGAUGAUGGGACAUUAGACUUUAAAGAGUAUGUGGUUGCGCUUCAUAUGACCUCCUCGGGCAAGUCGACCUUGAAGCUAGAGUGGGCCUUCUCACUGUUUGAUGUGGACAAGAAUGGUUACGUCACAAAACCUGAAGUAAUUGAACUCAGCCAGGCAAUUUUCAAUCUCAUACCAAAAGCGAAGCAGGCAAAUCUUCCCAGUGAUGAGGGCACGCCAGAGAAGAGAGCAGAGAAACUCUGGGCCAUCUUUGACAAAAAGGACAAUGAACGAGUCGCAGAGGGAGAGUUCAUUGAGGCCGUUCAGUCAAACGAGAUUGCGCUGCGGCUCAUUCAGUACGACCAUAAAUGACCCAACAUGAUCAUGUUCAUGCAAACAGUGGUUUUGUUAUGCUUGACUUCCUGUGCAUUUGUUGUUAUAUUAAACAUUUCAUUAAAGAUGCGCCAUCCUUAAUUUGUGUGUCGCCAUUGUGUUCUGCUAGUUUCACGUGUUUUUAUUAAAGCAACUGUAAGGUUUUUUUUUUACCUUGAAAUAUCAGUUUCAAAAUCAUUCUGAUGGUACACUCACAUCAAAUAAGAUAAAUGGCUUCUGUCUGUUUCCCACACUCCUUUGCUUUACAGCAGCAACAAAUGCACGUGUAGCUGUCCACUGUAAUAGGUUUUGCCCAUGCCGUCACUGCUGUGGUGCAAAAUGCAGCUGGAGGCAAGGAAGUGAUUUUCUAUAUAGGAAUCUAGCAGAAACUCAAAAUGACUAUGUUUUGCGUUAUGGAUGCUCAAAUUGGUCAAACCGAGAAACCACAAGGAGCUUUUAUCGUGUACGAAAAUUUGUUGUUCAUAAUCGGGGAAAAGGCAAGAAAUUGACUGAAAAAAACUGAGGAAAAGUGGCCGGUAACCCCAUAGAUAUGUAUAUAUCUAUCUAUAUAUAUCUAUAUAUAUAUAUAUAUAUAAAACCCUGUGUCUGUCGGUCGGGAGGAGCAGAGUCGGAUAAUGCUCAUGUGUGCAAAUGGUUAAUAUAUAUAUUAAGAAUAGAUUAAAGUACCUUUCAAGGAAAGUCUGUUCACUCUGCAGCCAUAUUUGUAACGCCUCCAGGCAGCUCAAACAAGACCAAGUUCUAAAUGAAUGGGGGAAUCCUGAAAUCUCAAAAACUGCGUGU
This is a messenger RNA of Sinocyclocheilus grahami, 1477 nucleotides long. It is a transcript of the gene rcvrn3, whose product is annotated as recoverin 3. The transcript has 4 exons. Gene Ontology annotation, molecular function: calcium ion binding. The coding region runs from base 101 to 676 and encodes 191 amino acids. The record is from RefSeq and is a predicted model, not a curated record. NCBI's taxonomy places the organism in Eukaryota, Metazoa, Chordata, Actinopteri, Cypriniformes, Cyprinidae.